AGACGACGAAUGACGACGGAUGUAGAUAAUGAGGAGCAGAGAAUAGAGUUAGAAUGAGAGAAUGUCGAGCAGAUAGAGGAGGACGGGGACAGUGAGUGUAAUUUCGAUACCGAAAAGGUUGUGUACGGGGCGAGAGUGGGAGGUAAAGCAAUACAAGCAAACAUCAGUACAACAGUAGUCCUUGCACUGGCCGUCUUGGCCAUGGACAACUAGCAUAGGCAGCAGUAACACACACCAGUAGUCUAGUGAAUAUGGCCGCAAACAAUGGUAAUGGUUAUUGAAAUCAACUUUGCGCGUUUGUCUAUCUCUUAAAAUUGACUUGUCAACAAAGUUAUCUUAUAAAUAAAACUGUCUAUUAGAUUAUUGUCUAUCGUUUAUACUGAUUGAUUUGGUAGAAAAUAAAAAAGAGUGACUUUAUUGCUAUCGACUUCUCAUGCUGGACAGGAAGCUACAGGAACACAGUAUUAUGGCAACUGCUGUUCAAAAAAACGGCAUGCAACCACUGAUGAAUGGAAGUAUAAAUCAUGUUGAAGAUCACCAGGUUUUGGAUGUGAAGAACGAGAUGCAUGACGACAACGAGGACAAUAAAAUUUACAAAUGCCCGUCAGAUAUUCCUAUGGAGGAGCCAGAAGCACAGCCGGAGAUUGACAUUCUUAUAAGAAAUGUCGUGUGUAGUUUCAGCGUGAGAUGUCAUCUCAAUUUACGCGAAAUUGCGCUAAAUGGCUCUAAUGUGGAGUACAGAAAAGAAAAUGGGAUGAUUACGAUGAAGCUAAGAAGGCCAUAUACGACAGCAUCUAUCUGGUCCUCGGGUAAAGUAACUUGCACUGGUGCUGAAACGGAGACUGAGGCCAAAGUCGCUGCUCGUAGAAUCGCAAGAUCUUUACAGAAACUCGGAUUUAAAGUUCGAUUUAAUAACUUCCGAGUCGUCAAUGUCUUGGGUACUUGUUUAAUGCCAUGGGCUAUUAAAAUUACAUCCUUUUCAAUGCAUCAUAAAGAAAAUGCUGACUAUGAACCGGAAUUACAUCCAGGUGUAACAUACAAACUCAAAGACCCGAAAGCUACGCUAAAGAUUUUUUCAACGGGCAGUGUUACAAUAACAGCGCCUAGUGUCGCGGCAGUUGGAGCGGCAAUUGAGCAAAUAUUUCCGCUAGUCUACGAAUUUCGUAAGAAGCGUUCGCCAGAAGACGAAGCAGCACUAGCUGCGAAGAAAAGUAAAAAUGCAGCGAGAUAUAAAAAGGAAUUUAUCGAUGACCCGGAUAUAUUAGCUGUAGAGCACGUGGUGACUGACGACGAGGAAAUGCCGGUUGACAGCGACGCCAGUGGAGACUGAUUUAUUUAAAUUUAAUUAAUCUUUUCUCUUCACACUAGUGUUUAUGUUUUAUUAAAUCUAUUAUUUUUCUCUAUUUUCCAUUUCUCUCUUUGAUGAUGACAGUACAUAUUUUUUUUAUGAUAACUUAUGUCGAGGGUGUUUGCAUCAGUGAAGUGAUGGCAUCAGCUGCUACUGAAAAUUAUUUUUCAAUAGUUAUUCUAUUUUUUUUUUCUUUUUUUAAUUCUUUUGUUGAGCGUCGCGAGUGCCAGGUGUUGAUUGAAUUAUUGGAAAGAAAGAGAAAGGACUAUUCAGAGUUACUCUGAUAAAUUUAAAGAUAAAAUAUAUCACCGUAAUAUCAGCAUAUAUGUUUAAAAAAUUAUUUAAAAACGAUGCGUUAAUCGUGCUAGCAAUACUGACUCUUGAUUAAUUAAAAUUAUAUUUAAUUAUUUACAUUUGUAAGUUACGGGAGAUUUGUCAGUUUGCAAAAAAGCUUUUUUGAAAAUGUUUUACAUAUUUAUCAACUGAUUGAUAAUAAGUAUAUUAAUUACUAAUUAAUGAAUAGUAAUUAUAGAUUAUUUGAUAAAUACUCGAGGUAAAUAAGUUUCAAAAGUAGCUUUUUUAUGUGUAUUUUAAAUCUGACGAAUCUCCUGUUAAAUUUAAAAUCAUUGAAAAUAGGAAAAAAAUUUAAAAACUGUAACCACAUAAUUAUAAUAAUAAUGUGGGGAUUUAAAAAAUAAUCUGGUUAUUCUAGUGCUUACUGUGCCGCCUUCGAUCAAAAUAAUUGUAAUACGUGCGCGUCUUCACUUUGCUAUUUCUUUACUUCACUUCUAUCUUCUCUAUUAUUAUUUUUUUUUAUUAUUUUAUUUUGUUUUUUUUUCUUAAUUGUAUUGUGCCAAAGAUGGAUGUUCUAAAUUCAAAGCAGAGUGAUAAUUAGCAAGCUUGUUUAGCGUGCACUUUUGUCUAAUUUAAAUCCGCAACAAGUUAUUACUUUAUUUUUUCUCAUUCAAAAUCAUUAUCACAAUAUCUUCUGUUAUUAAUCAUUAAUUAUUGGAUAUUAAUGAUUAUAAACAAAAUAAUUAAUACGUGGCAGUAUUUUUUCGUUCUGUAAUUACUUAAUACAGCUUAGUUUAAUUUAAAAAAAAAAAUCAAUUAAUUUAUAAACUAACGUGGAUAUUUAUUGAAAUAAAGUACGAGUUUGCUGUUCGCUAAAUCCUGGCGGAGAAUUAUUUAGUUUAAAAACUAAUUUUAAAAAACAAUACGAAAGAGUAGUCCAUCCCUGCUCUAGCAUUUGUAAUAAUUAUUAUUAAUUAGUUGAUUGAUUAUGUUUAUUAUUAAUUGAUUAAUUAAUUAGGUAACUAAUUACCUAUUAUUGUAUCUUUAGUAAAUAGUUCUAGGCGUAAUAAUUAAUGUGAGACUUUGUUUUUUUUGUUGUUAAAUUAAUUGUCUUGUUACUUUCGACUGUUAAAAAAACUGUUUUGACACCAUGAAGUUUAAAAAAAUAAUAAUAAUUAACGAUCUCAAUCACGAGUUUGGUGACUAAGUAUCAGCGACUCAUUGCCGAGUAAAAUAGACUACUUGUAUCUGUAAUGUCUUGCACAAUUAACAAAAAAACGUAAUUAUAAUUGCAAUUGUUUAUAAUAAUUAUAUAGACUAAAACAAAUGUUCAAUAAUAUAAAUGUUAAAUGUG
Molecule: messenger RNA, 2996 nt
Organism: Microplitis demolitor
Lineage: Eukaryota; Metazoa; Arthropoda; Insecta; Hymenoptera; Braconidae
Gene: Trf2
Product: TATA box-binding protein-like 1
Exons: 6
Coding region: 434-1330 (298 amino acids)
Biological process (GO): DNA-templated transcription initiation
Molecular function (GO): DNA binding; general transcription initiation factor activity
Source: RefSeq, a predicted model, not a curated record